AUGAGAUUCGAGGGUCGGUUCUACCAGAAGACGACGGCGGAUUCCUCUCGGCCAGCUGUCGAUUGGCUUUACUGGAACAUUCAUGCUGACGCUGUUUCCGAGGCAACCUCCUUCGAUUACGGUGAAAAGGUGCUAAGCUUUUGUCUGUCACAUGACGACCAUCACCAGAGCAAGGUAUCAUCGUCACAACCAAAUUCAAGCCAACGUCGUUUGGAUGUAUUAUAG
This is a messenger RNA of Protopolystoma xenopodis, 225 nucleotides long. The record is from the annotation of a GenBank genome assembly. Lineage: Eukaryota; Metazoa; Platyhelminthes; Monogenea; Polystomatidea; Polystomatidae.